AUGGCUUACGGUAGUGUCGUCGAUCGCUUUCUUGACGCUGAGGAAGAACCUUCUCAAACACUGAUACCCAUCCAAGGCUAUGAAAAGGCACCGCUGGUAUCACUCGAAGAAGCUGUUGAACCAAUUCAAACAUUAAUUCCUAAUCUUGACUCCAUGGUCAAGACAGCCAAGCGGAACUCGCGCAAACCAUCGGACGAUCUCACUCCUGAUGAAUCGGCCGCUAUUCAUCUGUAUACGAUGCAGUGGCCCAAGCCCCAUCCAAGCCUCUACACUCUUCUCAACAAAAAGCUUCGCUCUCAGGAUCGAGAUACUCUCAUAUUAUGGUUCUCCUAUCUCAAACUCUUUCUUACUGCAUUGCACAAACUCCCAUCAUUCAAAGGUACAAUUUGGCGUGGUGUUCAGGGAAAUCUCAGUGAUCAAUACGAUAAAGAUCAAAUAUGGUGGGGCGCGAGCUCGUGCACGGAGACAAUGAACGUCAUGGAAGAAUUUGUCGGACUCGACGGUGUGCGUACCUUGUUUAACAUUGAAUGCAUCAAUGGCAAGGUUAUUCGAGCUCACUCUUACUACAAGACAGAGAAUGAAAUUCUACUCAUGCCCGGCACUUAUCUGCAGGUAGUGAGUAAAUGGAGAGCAGCCAAAGACCUGUACAUUAUUCAUUUGCGAGAGACAACUGCUCCAUAUCAAACAAUCGCUGUGCCUUGUGAUCUACCGUCGUCGUUCGUCGGCAUAUCCUCACUAACAACACUUGCAAUUUCCAAGGAGAAGAAGAGCGGGUCAAGUGGUUAUGUCGCACCUGCGCAAUCACAUGGUAAGAUUCUGGAUGCGUUUCUUCAAUUUUUUCCUUAGAAUGUCGGCAUGCAAAACUUUUAGAAGUGUUCGAGUUUUCUAGGACGGAGAACAAGAAAACAUCGACGAAGAGUCCAACUUCAGUAAUUAUAUGUCUAAUGCAAGCUACGGCUAGUGGAACGAACUGAAUGGGAUGACUGACCGGUGAAGAAGGACUUCAUCGUCUCUCACAGACCAUUCACAGAAUGAUCCUUAGGAUCUAGUUGUGUCUGUCUAGUGCACUUUUUUUUUAAUUCGGGAUAAACACGCGAACAUCCAUGAACACUCAUUAGAAAAUUAGGUACUUCUUGCCGCGCUGCAUUCAAUUAGUAAAAAUUGAACGCUAGUUCACAGUGGGCAUUUAGGCGGCAUUUUGAUGAAAAAUCGCAGGUUCGAAUUUUUAUAUUUUGAAUGAUGACAUAUAUACUAUAAAUAAUGCCCUAUUAAACGGUGAAAAGUUUUUGGCUCUAGCUUCUUCCAAAUGAAAGAAAAUUGAGAAAAUUGAGAAAGUUGAGAAAAUUAAAUUACAAAAUUAUCAGUAGAAUUAGUAUGCUGGCGCGUAAAAUUGCAUUUUCUCCGUCAAAUUAUAAAUUUUUUUCAAAAACAAUGUAUAUAGAAUCGUCAUCUGUUGGGCUAUCUAGCCGUAAGAAAAUUUUUGUCGGACAAAGUUAAAUUUCGGGGAACGCGCGAAGAUCUUUCCACGGAAAUCAUCUAAAAAAAAGACGUCCUCAUAAAAAUGCAAUCGCUAAACUCCGCUGAGCAGCUAUUGAUAUGACAAAUAGCCCAAAAUGUUCGUCUCAACCUCCUCUACAUAUGCUGAUCUCACAAAGGCUCCCAACUCUAGGAGUGCUGAGUUACAGGCUUUCCAAAAACCUUGGGGAUUUUCGAGUAUUUCGCAGUUUGCGCCCUCAUAAAAGCGCUUUUUCUUGAAAGUAAGGUCAUAUUCGGAAUUAGCGUGAAAAACUGCAUCGAAUGGUGUAUAACUCAUCUCGUUUCGGUCACUCGAUUUUGAAUUUUAGAAAUUUCUUAGUUUUUGAGAUUCACACAAACAAUUUCGUAUUGAAAAUUUGAAGUUCAAGAUAAAGUAACCUGAACGACUCGAAACAUGUUUCUUAUAGGUUUUCGACAAUGCUCUUUCCAGUGGCAUCGUUUUUAAAUAUUGAGAAAGUUUUCUGAAGGGUUUUUCAGAGAUCGGAU
Molecule: messenger RNA, 2022 nt
Organism: Didymodactylos carnosus
Lineage: Eukaryota; Metazoa; Rotifera; Eurotatoria; Philodinida; Philodinidae
Source: the annotation of a GenBank genome assembly